ACAACUAGAUAAUCUACACGGAUAAUUUUCUGGGUUUUAAAAUUCUUUAUUAUUUUAGCAUUGAUAGUGUUCAAUUUCCCAUUUUCUUUUAUGUAAAAGAUAAUCAUAUUUAUAGUAUCAAAAACAUAGAAAUCUCACUCAAAAGCCCCUUUAUUGAUUUUGUGCUCUUUAAGUAGGACAAUGUGAGCUCCUGGGAACUAAAAAAAUCAUUUAAAAUAAGUAACAUUCAAAUCGAUAUUUAUUGAUUAUUUAAAGAUAAAUGGAGAGGAAGUUAUUUAACACUUCUACAAACAUAAGACAUUAUUUAGAGAACUACCAAAAAAUGUAUUUACCUUUUAAAAUACAUCUAUAAAAUACAAUGUAAUAAUAACUUGAAAUUCCUAAACAAUACGAAUAAACGUAAUACAAAUAACCCAUCAGAAAUUAACAAUAUAAUGGAUAAUUCACAAGUUAAUUUAAUACAUUAUGAGAAUGAUAGAAACUGGAUAUUAUGGCGUAAUUCUACGCUAUUUUUAUUGAUUCUUUGUACUGGUAUUUUUAUAUCCAUUGAUAUUUAUACAAUAUCUGAUAGAAAGUAUGGAAUUGGUGAGUCGUCAGUAAUAAUUAAGAGAACAAUUAAAAAUAUUAUUGAAAAAGACAAAGAUAGUAGUACAGUGGAUUUCAUGAAUGAUCAAUCUAUACAUUGGAAUAUUAAUGAUGAUGAUGAUAAUAAAAUGAACGAAACUUUAAUAAGAUCUCACUAUUCAAAUCCUUACAGAUUAAAAAACUACAUGAAUAGUAUUACAAAAACAUGUUUAAAUAUGGAAUCUAUUGAUUGGAAUAUGAUGUUAUGGAGAGAUAAAGGAAACUUUUAUAAUGAACAACAUAUACGAUUGGUCAAUAUAAAUGCUAAAGGUGCUCAUCUUUUCAGUGAAGAUGUAAAUCAAUUGAAGAAUCAAAUGUCUUAUAAAAAAGAAGUUACUCAACAAUUUGACAAUCUAAGUUUUCUAUUAGCAUAUCCUUCUGGGAUUAGUGUCCACAUUAAUGUAAAAAAUAUCAGAUUACUGCCAGAAUAUGAAGAUGUUGAACAUUUAGCUAGUGAUAAUGGAAUUGUUAUGGAUCCUUCAAGAAAAUCGAAUAUGCAACAUUGGCGUAAACCACUUGAGACAAUCAUUAAAACAGCAUGUCGGUAGGUAUCCAUUACCUAAACAAUACUAUUUGGCUAUGCAUCCUUAUUUAGAUCGACAUACAACUGCUAGAAGAUAUAUAUGCCAACCAAAUAAUGUUAAUUCUCGUUUAUGUCCUGCUAAUUAUCCAAGUGGAUAUAUAUUUUAUGAUCGUUCUAUAAAUGGACAAUGUACACAAAAUCUUCAUAAUGCUAUACUCAUUUCAGAUAAAGCUUCAUAUCUACCUCCUCAACUAAAUAGUUUUUAUUGUACAAUCAAUUCACCAUUGGUCAAUAAAUUAUUUCAAGAAAACAUUAUAGAAAGUCAAUCAUACUUAAAAGAUAUGCACUGUGAUACACAACGACGUAUUUGUCAAACAUGUUUAAAACAAUCAUGUUUCAAUAGUAAAACUGAAGUAUUUUCAGAGACAAAUUUAAAGAAAGUUCAAAACAAUUUACUUAGUAAUCAUGUUGAAAUUGAAACUAAUCAUGAUUUUAAUGAAGAAAUAUUCUAUGGAAAUUUAUUGCGCGUUAAUACUAUCGAACAAAAUAUCAGGCAAGCUAAUGAUCCUGACUGUUGUGGUAUUAAAUGUUAUUCCAAUCCAAGUUGCCUUGAUUAUUUUGGUUCCCGUUGUGAGAUGUAUACAAGUAGACAUUCGAAUGCAACUGAGAUAUGUUUACAAGGUAAAACAUUAAAAUUUACUUUAAAUCCUGAAUUUGACUUUACUAAUGGGACUUAUAUAUGUCAUGUUCGACAUCGUCCUCCGAAAACUAUAUACACUAUUGAAACUUGGUUAACUCUUGAAAUUCAAAGUUUACCAAAAUUAGUAUGGAGUAGUCCUCGUUUAAAAUAUAACAUUCAAUUAAUGAAUAACGGAAAACCUUCAAGACGUAAAUCAAACAAAGUGAAUUAUUAUAUUCAAACUCUGGAGCAACGAUUUCUAAAACAUGGUAUUUUGUUGUUAUGGAAUGAGAAUAUUUAUUUAGAGCAUAAGACGAGUUUACCUAUAUGGGAUGAUGCAAUUAUUCAUAGAUCUGUUGACAAAGAAAUAUCACUGUUUCAACUGAAGUUUUUGAAAGAUUUUGGAACUGAACCUCCUCCACUUCAAAGACAUAAGGAGGAGAAAUACAUAGUUGUGCAGUUCUCUAAACCAUUUCAAUACAGUACUUCUAAUUGGGGCAAUCAAACAUGUCAAAUCAAUAUAAGUCAUAUUCAUCGUGCACAACCAAUCUAUGCAGAAAACACUAAAGUUUCAAUAGAAACUACAUCCAUUCCACGGAGAACUACAUCAAAUGCAUUCCUGUAUACAUUGAAAAAUUCACAAAAAAGAACAACCAUUGAAAUCAAAUCUCAUAUCAAUCAUUCCUUAUUAUACACUGCUGCUUGUUUAAACGGACUAACGUUUACACAAUCCAUACCCAAUGAAUUUAAUGAUAAAAUCAAUAACCCAAGUGAUGGAAAAUAUUCCACUGAACAGAUCGGUCGACUGUAUCCAGAAAUACAAGUAUCUACUCAAAGAUUGGAAACAAACUGUGAUUUGAACUCAACUUGGAGAGUGACUAUCACAGGCUCAACUACUACACAUAAAUCAACAUAUAUUCAUUUGAAAUUAUAUACUGAAUCAUUGAAAUCAUUAUCAAAUUUAAAGAAAACUAAUAGUUUGAUCCCAAUUGAUCCACAACAUAUUUUAUAUGAAAAAGAUUUAAUUCUAUUAAAUGAUCAAUUUGAUUUCAUUACAAACUAUUCUAAUAAAAAGAAAGAAAUAUCAUUUCAAAUUCAAUUGAAUAUUGAAUAUAUUCAAUUUCCAAUUGUAUCUACUCAUUUAUUUCAAUCAGUAUUAUUAAUAAUUCAUAUUAAAGAUUGUUUUACUGAUUAUUUAUUAAGUACAUUACUGAAUGCACAAAACAAUAUUCCAUUGUCAAAAUCCAUAAAUACUUAUCAGAGUAAUACGAUUAUGUUAAAAGAAUCUUUACCAAAUCAUAUAGACUCAUUAAGUGCUGAUAAAAUGCAUUUACCAUUUGUGAUUACAUGUUUAAUUAUUGGUCUUUCUUAUAUUAUACUUUUAACUAUAUAUACCAUUUUAAAAAUAUGUCAAGGAUCUAAUAAAUUCCAUACAAACAAUAUAAUUCCUAGUUCAACAAGUUAUAGCUCAAAUAAUGAAAUACAACAGAAACGUUAUUCAUCAUUUUCAGCUUAUUCUACAACUUUAUUAAAUAAUUAUCAUAGGACAAGUUCACAAUCUCAAUUAGCUCGUUUAACAUGUCCUCAAAAAGUUUGUAUUAUGAUCUAUUUAUGUUUUCGGGUAUUUUAUACUUUUCUGUUCACUAUCAGUGUUGGAUUAUCAUUUAUUUUAAGUAUUGAAACUGAUGCUACUGUGGAGUUUACUUCAGCAGUACAUAAUAAUCAUUUUAUUACAAUGAAUUCAUUUAGUAAUUAUAAUGGAAAUAUUGGUAGUAGAUUAAUUCUGCCAUCAGUGAUGAAUACAAUGACAUUGACAACGGAUAUAGGCAACAGAUGGCGUGGAGCUAAAGUAUGGGUAUUAGAAGCUGCUAGAAUGGAGGAUUUUUCUCAAACUGAAUUAUUAAGACAG
This is a messenger RNA of Schistosoma curassoni, 3735 nucleotides long. The record is from the annotation of a GenBank genome assembly. Lineage: Eukaryota; Metazoa; Platyhelminthes; Trematoda; Strigeidida; Schistosomatidae.